Trichoderma gamsii is the source of this 801-nucleotide messenger RNA. RefSeq lists its product as hypothetical. The coding region runs from base 1 to 801 and encodes 266 amino acids. The record is from RefSeq and is a predicted model, not a curated record. The transcript is spliced from 2 exons. NCBI's taxonomy places the organism in Eukaryota, Fungi, Ascomycota, Sordariomycetes, Hypocreales, Hypocreaceae.
AUGCGAUAUCGAGACAGAAAGAUUCUGAUGGGGCCCGAUUCCGAGUCUGGGCACCCGGAAUGGAGUCCUUCAGAGUUCAUUCACCUCCGGACUAUUGUGAGUUCGGGGGAGCACAUACCAACCGCUGUGAAAUCGUGGGUGGAGCAGACUGGUUCCAAGAGAACUCCGGAUGUGGUGGUUGCUCGCCUCAAGCUUAUUGCAGCAGAGACAGCUGUUCCUUGGACUGACGAGGAGGACGCAGCGCUGAUGACCGCAUGCGAGGGCCUUGAUACGACGCGGCCGAUGACUGAGGCCUUCAAGUCGGCGACCGAGACAAAGCGAACCGAUAAGGACAUUAUCCAGAGAAUUGAAUACCUCAGCCUCAAUCUCGGUCACGGGCCUGAUCCCGAAUGCGACAAUCACUCCUCGUCUUUCCAAGGUUCACAGAAACGUUGGACUUCUAAAGGAAGCCGAAUUUCUCGAGACCCUCCGGGAUGGAUACAACGACGAGAGGAGGUAUCAGGCUUGGAAGAAAGAGUUUGGCCCUACCAGGACUCUGACGAACGCGUCGGAAAGCAUGGCGCGAUGCAGCAGGUGGGCCCAUCGGAAGACGCUUGGUUGCUGACAGUGACGAAGGAGGAAGUAGAAGAUAAGGACUGGCAAUCAGUCCACAUGGCGUUUGUGGAUAAGUUUGGUAUGGGGCGAACCGUAAAUGCGCUUCGUGCUAGACGGGUAUAUCUACGACAAGCUGCAGCCGAAGCCAAAGCCGAGACCAGCGGCUCUUUGGACGAGGAGACAGAGGAACGCGCGAAUGUUGUGUGA